Prorocentrum cordatum is the source of this 1317-nucleotide messenger RNA. The record is from the annotation of a GenBank genome assembly. NCBI's taxonomy places the organism in Eukaryota, Dinophyceae, Prorocentrales, Prorocentraceae.
CUGUGUUUUUUUCCUCCCCGACGUUUCGCUUUUGUUCGCGACUUAGGCCUGUGGGACUCUCGACCAUUUCUCUAGAGGUGGCUUUUCGCCCUGAGCCGUUUUUCUGUUGCGUGCCCCUGGACUGGGAAAUGGCGUCCCGGGGGGCGAAGAGGGCGAAAGACCGUCCGUGGCGACUUUUCUGCGUCGCCCGGAUCCACGGGCAAUAAGAGCAGUUCUUGCUCAAGCAGGUUUGGUUCAGCCACUUUUGAUCCUGACAGGGCGUGCUCUUUGUAAUCGCCGGGUCGGCUGUCGCAUUAUAGGCUGUUCAAGUGACGGAGCAGGGGGUCUCUCUACUCAUCGGACUGGACUAUGCUCCAGCCGGACAGGAUAGACAGGAACGUUGUCAACGAUUUCUAUGCCAGCAUUGACACGAACAGGCCAGGAGGUGUAGAAGAGUUUGUCAAGUUGCAGCGCGAGGACUACCACCUCUUGAUUGGUAUCACAAAGCAGAGCGUUCUCUUGGCGGCACGAGGGAUCGGAUUUCCGCAUAAUUAUAGUCGUAGAGCUGCGUUUCAGGCACGUGGCCAGACAGAUUGGAUCACUCCGCUGCAUGGCGAUGACCUGACUGGUUACGAUUUUGCAGAACAGAUCAAGAUGUGGAUGAGAGACAGCGGGAAUGAGGCAUGGUCCUUGGCAGAAGUUUGGCUUCCCAGAAGGAACAGUGGUGUUGGAACGGCUGAUGGUUGGGAACUAUGGUUAUCUUCAGAUUUCGCAAGACUCACGCCGACAUCAAGCUGUUCAUGUUACACAAACGAAGGUGGUUGCCGAACAGUGCGUGGCAACGAAUAUUUGUCGAAGCACGGCAUACUCAAUACAUACAUCUCGCAUCGGUUUCGGGUUCUGACGACGUGGGCGUUUAUGUUGCGUUGUUCGUUGCCGUUGUGUGAGCUUGGCUUCAUUCCUAGGUCGGCGGCCUUCUCAAUGCCAGCGUUGUUCGCGUAGUACAUAAAAGAGCAAAAUUGUGCUGCGUUCAACUCUCGAGACAACAAUUCCGCGCAAUAUUCGAUGAAUGUGUCAGUUGGAUCGCCGUCGUCGUCGAUGUCCCCCUCGGGGCUAUCCGACAUUUGCCCGUCGGCCACCAUUGCGUCCAGUCGAUCCUCCUAUGAGUGCAGCCUCGGCGCGCCUACAGCGCAGCAUGGCCGAUCUUCCCAUGCAUGUGCUGGCAUACAGGCCACGAACCAGAGCUAUAUCACAUGUGCUGAUGCGUGUCACGCUGGAGCCCAAAUUGCUACGGAGGGUCGAACGCACGAACGCCAAGGGAAAUUGUCUGAAAAGGGG